AUGACCGAACCUAGCAGUCGUGCAAAAAAAUUCCGAUUGAAGAUGAAGAAACUCGUUCAAAAAGCAAAGGAUCAUAUACGCUCUGGUUCGUCCUCUUCUCAGACUUCCCCUUCGGAUUCUGCCCGGCCCGUUAAUAAUAUUCAUCAAUCUCGCCCCUCCACUAUCUCUCCGCCCACUGUUAGUGAAAUCCUCCGCUAUCGUUAUCACUUUGGUGUCAAUCUUGGUUCAAUUUUUGUUCUCGAACCAUGGCUCUUCCCUAAAUUUGUAGGGGGUGCAUCUUCGGAGCUCGAUGCUGUAACUUCUUCUGUUAAGAGUAAUGGUGUGGAAGCUACCCGGCAAAAAUGGGAGGCACAUUGGAAAAAUGCCGUUACCGAUCAAGCUUUCGGAUGGUUGUCCAAAUCGGCAAAAGGAACUAGUAUCCGAUUACCGGUCGGAUAUUUCACUCUCGGACCAGAGUUCUGUGUCGGAACACCCUUUGAGAGUGCCAAAGACGUCUAUCAAAAUUCCUGGACGAUGGUAAAAGAGUUCAUCACUCGGGCUCGCGCUCUUGGAGUGGGGGUUCUGGUUGACCUCCACGCGCUACCCGGAGGUGCAAAUACAGACAUGCAUUCGGGAUCCAGUACCGGAAAAGCAGAACUCUGGAGUUCUAAGAAGAAUCUCGAGCUUGCGAAAAGGGCGCUUUUGUUCAUCGCAAAAGAAUGUAAGGAGCUGGAUGGGGUAAUCGGUAUUCAGCUCUGUAACGAAGCAUGCUGGGAUGCCGGAAAGAAAGGAAUGUAUGAUUUCUACACUUCCGUCAUUCAAUCUAUCUCCGAGAUCGACUCUGAAGUGCCCAUCUACAUAAGUGAUGCAUGGGAUCUCUCUUCUGCUUUGAAGUGGACCAAAGAACGGGACUGGAAAUCUGGAAAGGUUCCCAGCAACCCCGUCAUCAUUGACACACACAAAUACUACACGUUUGCAGAGAAGCAUCGCUCACAGAGCGCCCAAGAGUUAAUCCAUCGAAUACCUACUGAACUUGGCGAACUGCCUAAUUGUAGCCCAAGUGCCACACAUCUCUCAUCUGGCGGAGAAACACAAAUUAUAAUUGGCGAAUACAGUUGCGUUCUUGACGACAAAAGCUGGGCAAAAUCUCCACCCGCUAUGAAGGAAGAAUUAACUCGAGAAUUCGGACGACAUCAAUGCAACAAAUGGACGGAGGGAUGUAGUGCGGGGAGUUAUUUCUGGACAUGGAAAAUGGAGUGGAUGGAUGGAGGUGGCUGGGGGUUUGUGGAACAGGUUAAGAAGGGUAAUAUAAUUGCUCCGGCUUAUAUGAGCUGGUCUGUGGAAGAAGUCAAAGAGAAAUUGAUAAAGGCAGAAAUGCAGAAGAAUGAGAUUAUGCAGAAGAUGGUGAAGGACCAUAUAAAUUAUUGGACACAUGAAGAUCCUGGAAAGGAGUUCCGGCAUGACUUGUAUGAAAAGGGGUGGAAGGUCGGGUGGGAGGAUGCAGCGGCGUUUUUUAAAUGGAGAGGAGAAAGGGGCGGAGCAGAUAGACUUGGAUCUUUAGAAAUUUGGAUCAAGAAGCGACUGAUAGAGUCUGGAGAGCGAGGAGAGUUCUUGUGGGAAUUGGAACAAGGGCUUAGAUGGGGUGUCAGAGAGUUCGAGAAUUGUGUUGAGAUGUCUUGA
Botrytis byssoidea is the source of this 1659-nucleotide messenger RNA. RefSeq lists its product as uncharacterized. Bases 1 to 1659 code for a protein of 552 amino acids. Gene Ontology annotation, cellular component: extracellular region; cell surface. The transcript has a single exon. The record is from RefSeq and is a predicted model, not a curated record. Gene Ontology annotation, biological process: glucan catabolic process. Gene Ontology annotation, molecular function: glucan endo-1,6-beta-glucosidase activity. Lineage: Eukaryota; Fungi; Ascomycota; Leotiomycetes; Helotiales; Sclerotiniaceae.